This is a messenger RNA of Trichoplax adhaerens, 591 nucleotides long. RefSeq lists its product as uncharacterized. Gene Ontology annotation, cellular component: mitochondrial inner membrane. Gene Ontology annotation, biological process: ubiquinone biosynthetic process. Gene Ontology annotation, molecular function: 3-demethoxyubiquinol 3-hydroxylase activity. The coding region runs from base 1 to 591 and encodes 196 amino acids. The record is from RefSeq and is a predicted model, not a curated record. The transcript has 3 exons. Lineage: Eukaryota; Metazoa; Placozoa; Uniplacotomia; Trichoplacea; Trichoplacidae.
AUGGCGUUUCGUGUCACGACGCGAUUAUUAGGGAAGAAAAGCGAUUAUAAUAAGCUAAUUGAUAGGGUAUUACGGGUUGAUCAUGCUGGUGAAUUAGGUGCUGAUAGAAUCUACGCUGGCCAACUAGCUGUGCUAGGCAAAACUCCUGUUGGACCUGUCAUCAAGAAAAUGUGGGAACAAGAAAAGGAGCAUCUACAAACAUUUGAGAAAUUAAUUCCAGAUCACCGUGCACGUCCUACAGCCUUGCUACCACUUUGGACAGUAGCUGGCUAUGUUCUAGGAGCUGGUACAGCUAUGCUUGGCAAAGAGGCUGCAAUGGCUUGUACGGUGGCUGUCGAAGAAGUGAUAGGGGACCACUAUAACAAUCAACUUCGCCAACUUGUGGCACAUGGUAAUGCUGACGACAGCAUUAGUAAUAGUGAUGAACAUAAGGAACUUCUAAGCGUUAUAAAGCGUUUUCGCGACGAAGAAUUAGAGCAUCUGGAUACAGGUAUGGAACAUAAUGCAACGGAAGCGCCAUUAUACGAUGGUCUCAAACAAGUUAUACAAGGUGGUUGUAGGAUUGCAAUCUGGUUAUCAGAGAGGAUCUAA